Trifolium pratense (red clover) is the source of this 1918-nucleotide messenger RNA. Its product is annotated as phospholipase A1-Ibeta2, chloroplastic-like. The record is from RefSeq and is a predicted model, not a curated record. Bases 214 to 1887 code for a protein of 557 amino acids. Gene Ontology annotation, molecular function: glycerophospholipase activity. NCBI's taxonomy places the organism in Eukaryota, Viridiplantae, Streptophyta, Magnoliopsida, Fabales, Fabaceae. The transcript has a single exon. Gene Ontology annotation, biological process: lipid metabolic process.
AUAAUUCUUUUUGCAAUAGUCUUAUUUUGAGGUAAACUACAAAAUGAUGACCCACAUGGCAACUAUAUCUUUAAAUACACCUAACAAGAGGGACUUGUUCCAUUCAAGAACAGCACAAUUUCAAAAUCUUAAUUACAACCUUAACUGCUCUUCAUAGACUUAUUGACGCUGUCUUCACCUUCCUUACAACAAUUCUCUCAUCAAUUUUCCACCAUGAUGCAAUUCAGCACCACCGCACCAGCUCAUAAUCUUCACAAAUUUCAAGCACUAAGAUGCCCCAGUUUCAGAUGCCACUCUUCAUCCAUCAAACAACAACCUAUUUCAUCUUUUGCUUCUUCUUCUUCUUCUACUCAAACUCAUAAACCAUCUCGUUUACAUCUUUCCAACCUUGACAAGUUUCUUGAUAGCCAAAAACCAUUAGAAACAUCAUCAACCACAACCCACUUUCAACACCAACAAAUACAACAACCGAUUCAAAAGAGUGAUGCAAAGGACAAAAAAGGUAAAAACUUUCUUGAAGGUCUUAACUUAGCAAAACUAUGGCCAGAAAUCAAACCAGGAGAUGAAAUUUCUCCACGCCACCUCAAACGUCUUCAGCGUCUUCUUUCCAAGACGGCGGAGUAUUCACCCAGAAACAUCCUCGGCGGUAAGUGGAAGGAAUAUCACGGCAGUAAUGACUGGAAAGGGAUGUUAGAUCCUCUUGAUGAUAAUCUCCGGCGAGAAGUUGUUCGUUAUGGGGACUUGGUCCAAGCUGCUUAUCAAGCUUUUCAUGCUGAUCCUGCCAUGUCAUCAACUGAACCACCACAACACCGCCACGUGUCUUUGCCGGAAAGAUCUUAUAAAGUUACCAAGAGUUUAUAUGCCACAUCAUCGAUCGGUUUACCUAAAUGGAUCGAUGAGGUGGCUCCUGAUCUUGGUUGGAUGACCCAGCGUUCCAGCUGGGUCGGGUACGUCGCAGUCUGCGACGACAGAAGAGAGAUUGCGAGAAUGGGUAGAAGAGACAUCGUGAUCUCUCUUCGUGGAACUUCAACUUGUCUUGAAUGGGCCGAAAACAUGAGAGCCCAAUUAGUCGACUUAUGCGACGAUAACACUGAAGCCCAAGCCCAAGCCCAAGCCCAAACAAAGCCCAAAGUAGAGUGUGGGUUCAUGAGCUUAUACAAAACUAAAGGAGCCCAUGUUCAAAGCCUAUCUGAAUCAGUUGUAGAAGAAAUAAAACGUUUAAUUGAACUUUACAAAGGUGAAGAAUUAAGCAUAACUGUUACAGGACAUAGUCUUGGAGCAACACUAGCACUAUUGGUAGCUGAAGAAAUCAGCACGUGUGACACAAACGUGCCACCAGUGGCUGUUUUUUCAUUUGGUGGACCUCGUGUAGGUAACAAAGCCUUUGGUGAACAUCUUGAAAAGAAAAACGUGAAAGUGCUUAGAGUUGUGAACACACAAGACAUGAUUACAAGAGUACCAGGAAUUUUCCUAAGUGAAGAGCUUGAAGAAAAAUUGAAGAAUUCAAAAUUGGUUAGUGGUGUUGUUGAUAUGUUAGAAGAGAACACACCUUUGGGAUAUUCACAUGUUGGAACUGAAUUAAGGGUUAAUACUAAGAUGUCACCUUAUUUGAAGCCUGAUGCUGAUAUUGCUUGUUGUCAUGAUUUGGAAGCUUAUUUACAUUUAGUGGAUGGGUAUAUGGCUUCUAAUUGUCCAUUUAGAGCUAAUGCUAAGAGAAGUUUAGCUAGAUUAAUGCAAGAUCAAAGUGCUAAUGUUAAAAAAUUGUAUACUAGUAAGGCUAAAGGAUUGUCUGUUAAUCUUAGUAGACAAGGAUCAUCACUACAAAAUCUUAGUAGACAAGGAUCUAUGUCUAUGUCUACUUGUUUACCUAGUCCAUCAUCUUCAUAAUGAAUAAAUGAAACUCAAAUUUGAACAUAAA